UUGAAUUGGUAAAAUAUUAAAAUCGAUAUUAAUUAAAAUGAUAAAACUCAUGAAUCCCUCUAGUGGAGAGUUGAGAGCGCCGGGACGUCGUCGAUUAGCGCUGGUGACCCCCCUAACCCCCGAGGUCGCUCAUGCAUGCAGUCACAUGACAUCUACCAUUAUGUGGAGGAUUGUCGCUCGAGGAAAGUCAAGUUACAAGAUUUCUAUGAAUUUAACUUCAUUUUCGCAAUGGAUAGUUCGAACAUGGGGAACUUGAAAGAGCUUUGUCCCACUGAUUCAACUUCUAAACUCCUGAUGCUUGGUAGUUAUGAUAACGAUCCAUCAUCUAAUGGUGUUAUAGAUGAUCCUUAUGGGAGUCCAAACCCUGAUGAAUACGAACGAGUUUACGAUCAAUGUAGUCGAGCGUGCUGUCGUUUCAUGGACUCCUUGCGUCCAUAGGAAUAAUCUAUGCUAGGAAAUGCACACCAAGGAUUAUACAUUACAUAAAUACCAAUUGUAGACGUAAUUCCAAAACAUGCACAGGAAUAAUUGUUUAUUUGAAAUGAAAUAAAAGGCUUUGAUUGUUUAAA
Messenger RNA from Ciona intestinalis (vase tunicate), 569 nucleotides. The record is from RefSeq and is a predicted model, not a curated record. NCBI's taxonomy places the organism in Eukaryota, Metazoa, Chordata, Ascidiacea, Phlebobranchia, Cionidae.